AUGAGUGCUCAUAUUAAUAGUUAUGACUAUGACAACGAACUAAAGUCGUGUACGGUUUUACAUCUGGCAGCAAGAAAUGGAAAUAAAGUUAUGCUAGAAAUUCUAUUAAAAGAAGGUGCAGAUGUUCAAGCGCGUGAUGAGAAGGACGAGACACCUCUUCAUGUAGCUAUUACUAAAGAAAAUACCGAAGCUGUUGGACUUCUUAUUCAACAUGGCGCUGAUGUCCACUCGGUUAGUCCUAAGUGGGAAACAGGAUUCACCUCGUUGCAUCAAGCCAUUGUAAAUAACAAGAAAGACAUUGUAAAUAUAUUAAUAUAUGGAGGUGCUGAUAUUAUCAGUGACGCUUGA
Molecule: messenger RNA, 348 nt
Organism: Cotesia glomerata
Lineage: Eukaryota; Metazoa; Arthropoda; Insecta; Hymenoptera; Braconidae
Product: GA-binding protein subunit beta-1-like
Exons: 1
Coding region: 1-348 (115 amino acids)
Biological process (GO): positive regulation of transcription by RNA polymerase II
Cellular component (GO): nucleus
Molecular function (GO): protein binding; transcription cis-regulatory region binding
Source: RefSeq, a predicted model, not a curated record